This is a messenger RNA of Torulaspora globosa, 1122 nucleotides long. RefSeq lists its product as uncharacterized. Gene Ontology annotation, molecular function: oxidoreductase activity, acting on NAD(P)H. The record is from RefSeq and is a predicted model, not a curated record. NCBI's taxonomy places the organism in Eukaryota, Fungi, Ascomycota, Saccharomycetes, Saccharomycetales, Saccharomycetaceae. The transcript has a single exon. The coding region runs from base 1 to 1122 and encodes 373 amino acids.
AUGGUUAGCGAGUUGAAGGUUAUGAAAGCUGUCGUGAUUGAAGGUGACCGUGCUGUGGUGAGUAGCUCUGUUCCUGUUCCACCAUUGGCUAAGGACAUGUUGCGUAUUAAGGUCAAGGCUGUUGCUGUCAAUCCUACUGAUUGGAAACAUGUGAGUUUCAAAAUCGGACCACAAGGAUCAAUUUUGGGCUGCGACGUCGCAGGGGAGAUUGUAGAGGUUGGUGCCGACGUGAAGAACUUUAAGGUUGGCGAGGUUGUGUAUAGUGCUGUUCACGGUGCGUCCGUGAAGCAUCCAGAAAACGGUGGCUUCGCUGAGUAUUCACUGCUGGAUCCACAGCUUACCCUUAAAGUGCCUGGCGGUGGGCAUUUGAGCGGUAAGGACUCAAUUCCGUUAGGACCGGUGCAAUCGAUCGAGGGUGCUGUCAGCCUUCCAGUGUCUUUGAUAACUGCGGGACUGGUUUUUCACUAUCAUCUCGGUCUGAAAACUGAGUGGCAGCCUCGACAAGUGCAAGUUGAAAAGCCUUUGUUAAUAUGGGGCGGUGCUACCGCCGUUGGCCAGAUGUUGAUCCAGCUGGCAAAAAAGUUGAACGGCUAUUCAAAGAUCAUUGUUGUCGCCUCUCGUAAACACGAGCAGCAAUUGAAAAGCCUCGGUGCAGAUGAGCUGUUUGAUUACCACGACGAAGACGUUGUCGAGCAGAUCAAGAGCAAGCACAAGGACUUGCCCUACUUGAUCGAUGCCGUUUCCUCUGCAGAAAGUUUCGUCAAUGUCUAUCGCUUGGGUAACACCGAUAAGCCAACCAAAUUGAUCCAAUUGACUACCAUGAGCGAAGAACAGAUCCCGGAGAAAGAGAGAAAUCCUCACGUCAAAGUGGAAGGUGCGGUUUUGUACUUAAUCACGGGACUAGACGUUCCAUUCGGUCGUUUCAAUCUUCCAGCAGAUCCUGCCUGCAGGGCGGCAGCGAUCGAGUUCGUCCGCUUCAUCGGACCUAAAGUGGCCGACGGAGAGAUUAACCACAUUCCACUCAAGGUUUUCCAUAACGGUCUGGAAGACAUCCCUGUUGCUAUGAACAAAAUUAAGAACGGCGAAAACUCCAAUGUUAAAUAUAUCGUCACUUUGCAAUGA